AUGGCGCCGAUUUCAGGUUCCGAUGCGGAGUAUUUCCGAGACAAGGCGCGCAGGGAUCUUUUGGCGUUGCUUGAAGGCGUGCGCGGUAAGAAGAAUCUGGUCAUCAGUCAGGAUCUGGCCGGUCCGAUCGGGCUGUUUGUCAAGUUUUCCGUGCUGCAGGAGUAUGGUGUAGACCGGGUCUUUCUGCUCGAAAAUGCCAAUGUCGACUCGACCCAGCGCAAUAUCAUCUUCCUGGUGCACGGCGAGAAGCCGCACAUGGUGCGGAGAGUGGCAGAACAAAUCAAACGUCUACAGCACAAUGGCAACGUUGAACAUGAAUUCUCCGUCCUGUGGGUUCCAAGGAGGACCCUCGUAAGUGAUAAGAUUCUCGAGGAAGAAGGCAUCAUUGGCGACGUCAACAUCGCUGAACUCCCUUUGUAUUUCAUGCCCCUGGAGGACGAUGUGUUGUCAUUAGAGCUGGAAGAUUCCUUCAGUGAUCUGUAUUUGCACAAAGAUCCUGGCUGCAUUUUCCUCGCCGCCAAGGCCCUCAUGGAUAUCCAACAGAGAUACGGCUAUUUCCCUCGAAUUAUAGGCAAAGGCGACAAUGCACGGCGCUUGGCAGAUCUCCUUUUACGCAUGAGGAAGGAACUAGAUGCCGAAGAGCGCUCUGGCCUGACUGAUCUGCCGUUUCGAGGCCUGCUCCCUAGUGCGGACACCGAGAGCUUGAUCAUCAUCGACCGCGAGGUUGACUUUGGCUCUGUGCUCCUCACGCAACUUACGUACGAAGGACUGAUUGAUGAAAUGGUAGGCAUUAGGCACAACCAGGCAGACAUCGAUACCUCUAUUGUUGGGGCAGCGGCUGCGCCGCAAAAUCAAGGGUCAUCCUCUAAAGCCCCUCCUCAGCCGACUCCCAAGCAAGGAUUAAAGCGGAAGAUCCAACUGGACUCGUCAGACCAACUCUUCAAUCAACUGCGGGAUGCAAAUUUUGCUAUCGUCGGCGAUAUCCUCAACAAGGUGGCACGUCGUCUGGAAAGCGACUACGAAAGCCGCCAUACAGCGAAAACGACGACGGAGCUGCGAGAAUUUGUGAAUAAAUUGCCAGCCUUCCAGCUUGAACACCAGAGUCUCCGCAUUCACACAAAUCUUGCAGAAGAAAUCAUGCGACAGACCCGCUCUGAUAUCUUCCGAAAACUUCUCGAGGUGCAACAGAAUAACGCUGCGGGUGCGGAUCCAACCUACCAGCAUGAUGCAAUUGAAGAGCUCAUUGCUCGCGACAUUCCCUUGAAGAACAUCCUUCGUCUUCUCUGCCUGGAGUCAUGCAUGAGCGGGGGCCUUCGUCCGCGCGACCUCGAGCAUUUCAAGAAACAGGUGAUCCAAGCCUACGGACACCAACACAUUCUCACCUUCAACGCAUUGGAGAAGAUGGAACUCCUCCAGCCCCGCUCCUCUGCCACGGCCAUGUUGCUUUCUACCGGCGGUGCCCAGACGGGGACUAAGACCAACUACAGCUUCCUCCGCAAGAACCUCCAGCUUGUCAUCGAGGAAGUCAGCGAGAAGGACCCGGAAGACAUCGCGUACGUCUACAGCGGCUUUGCGCCGCUCAGCGUCCGUCUCAUCCAGUGCGUUCUGCAGAAACCAUACAUUCUCUCCCUGCUCCGAGGCGGCGGUAGCGCCACGGCAACCCAAGCGUCUUCCACCCAAGCCAGCACCGCGUCGCCCGGGUGGCUCGGCUUCGAGGAUGUGGUGAAGAGCGCCCGCGGUGCGACCUUCAGCCUUGUACAGAAGGGCGACGACAAGGCCGUCCGCGCCCGGCAAACCAUCAGCGGUAACCACACAGCCAAGACCGUCUACGUCUUCUUCCUGGGCGGCAUCACCUUUACGGAGAUUGCGGCUAUGCGCUUCAUUGCGCAACAGGAGGCGGGGCGGCGCAGGAUAGUUCUCUGCACCACUAGUAUGAUCAAUGGAGAUCGCAUGAUGGAGGCGGCGAUUCAGAAGGGGUCAUUUGCGAAGAUAGCGGCAUAA
Molecule: messenger RNA, 2001 nt
Organism: Penicilliopsis zonata CBS 506.65
Lineage: Eukaryota; Fungi; Ascomycota; Eurotiomycetes; Eurotiales; Aspergillaceae
Exons: 4
Coding region: 1-2001 (666 amino acids)
Biological process (GO): vesicle-mediated transport; intracellular protein transport
Cellular component (GO): CORVET complex; fungal-type vacuole
Source: RefSeq, a predicted model, not a curated record